AUGGAUGAGAGCGAGGAAAUGGCGCUGUUGGCAAGAGUAAAGGUCGACCCCGAGGACAGCGACGGCCAUGCCAUUUCGGAUCUCAACAUCGCACUUAUAGUCAUCACAAGUGUCUUGGUAAUUGUGCGGCUAUAUGUAAGAGGCAUAGUUGUCAGGGGUCUGGGAUGGGAUGAUUUGUUUGCUCUCCUGGCUUGGGGCAAUGUCACCGCCUUGUCGUGCGUAGAAGUCGUUCUGGUGACCAAGGGUGUCGGAACUCAUAUGGAUAGAGUGCCCAAAGAGGCAUUGGUUGAGAUGUUUUCGACACGAACAGGGUCUUUCAUGACAUUCAUUUAUGGUGCUUCGAUGGCAACCAUCAUCGUCUCCGCGACUUCCCUUCUUUUCCUUGUCUUCUCAUGCAGUCCUCCAGCUGAUGUCUUUAAUGCCGGAAAACCAGACAGACAAUGCGUCUCCAACUUUACUCUUGGUCGUAUGAGACAGGCGCACUCUAUAGCGGCCACAAUCAUCAAUAUUUUCAUAAUGGGCCUCACGAUCAAGGCCAUAUCUACGACUCAGAGAACACGUGCGAAGACCAUGAAGCGGCUGCUUAUCCUUAUUCUCGGUGUAUUCGUGAUCGUUUCAACAUUUGUCAGAGUCGCAAUGCUAUUGACAACUGACUUGAGCGUCGAUACAACUUAUAAAAUGCUUCGCACACAAGCUUGGUUUCCGGUUGAAGUCCACGUCGGACUCUGGUGCGGUUGCUUGCUUGCUCUGGAGCUACUGGUCGACCCAAGCAGCAACCCCAGAAACUACAAUCAUUACAACAUGAGAAAGCUUUCUAAAAGUAGCGCUUGGGAUCCACAGGAUGAUGUGUGGCAACGAGAUCUGAUGACGGCGAAUCCCAAAGUUUUGAUUCAUGGCGAACCAAGAGACCCCAAAGGGAAGAGAAAGGCAUCAAACGCUGAUUCAGAGGUUGAUGUUGACAUGUUUGAGAACGAAAGGGGUAUCAAAUUGACUACUGAGUUCUCUGUACAUGUGGAAAGCAGUGAUCGUCCCAACAGGGAAGGAUUGGAGGAGAGAGUGGCCAGGACACCAGCCUGGAAUGCCUUUUGA
Molecule: messenger RNA, 1089 nt
Organism: Fusarium pseudograminearum CS3096
Lineage: Eukaryota; Fungi; Ascomycota; Sordariomycetes; Hypocreales; Nectriaceae
Exons: 5
Coding region: 1-1089 (362 amino acids)
Source: RefSeq, a predicted model, not a curated record